Messenger RNA from Cokeromyces recurvatus, 2043 nucleotides. RefSeq lists its product as uncharacterized. The record is from RefSeq and is a predicted model, not a curated record. The transcript is spliced from 8 exons. Gene Ontology annotation, cellular component: endocytic vesicle; cytosol. Bases 1 to 2043 code for a protein of 680 amino acids. Gene Ontology annotation, biological process: vesicle-mediated transport. Gene Ontology annotation, molecular function: small GTPase binding; guanyl-nucleotide exchange factor activity. Lineage: Eukaryota; Fungi; Mucoromycota; Mucoromycetes; Mucorales; Mucoraceae.
AUGUUCCGUUUUGAUUCUUUUAAGAAAGAGUAUAAUGCAACUACAAAUGAUGCAAUUCAAAAAGAAUCCGUAGUACAUACUAAUGGUAGUUUACUACAACGUAUUACAGCAUCAGGUUUAGAUAAUGCUAAAACCAACUCAACUUCUUUUUCUAUACCUAUACCAAGUAAUUCUUGGGGAAUGAUAACAUUAACUCGUUUACAGAAUGCUGAUGAUACUGAAUUGGAUGACAUUGUUGACUUAUUACUUAAUCAAAACAAGACUAUAUUAUUGUUACCAGUAUCUAUACCAUCUCAUACUUCUACGAUUGUAGAUCGUAGUUUUAUUAUGGAUCAUGUCGUUGUAUAUAAUCAAGAUAGAAAUCAAGUUUUCACUCUUAGUGGCAUUCGUGGUAUAUUUCAAAGAGAUCAGCUCAUUCCAUUAGAGCUUUUGUCUUUAGAGAAUGAAACAGCUAAUUCAGUAAUAGAUGCAUAUAACAAAAAGACUUUAUUCGAUACUUUUGAUUUAGAUCCUUCUUCAAUAAUAACAGAUGAUCAUCUUAAAUAUAAUAUUCUUGCUAGUCAUGUUCAACUUCCACUCCGAGACAAUCAAUUUAUCACUGUUAUGUUAAUACAAAAACCUAUUUUAAAGAAAGAUGUAAUAGACUGGAUAGCAUCAGAAGCAAAAGUUGAAAAAUGUAUUAAUGAGCCAUUAACACUGGAAGAUUCAGCAAGUCCUAAAGUGAAUGAGUUUAUUAAAAACUAUAGAAAGACCUCACACAGAACAGCAGAGAUAUCAAGUAAUAAGUUAUUAGACUUUUUGGAUGAUUUACAAGAGGAAAUGAUGCAAGAGGAAAAUGAUAAAACAGUAAUUAAGCAGAGACUUGAUGUGAUAGAAACGUAUAUUUGUAGCCAGCUUUAUGAUCAACUAUUUGCUCACCCAGAUACGGAUGAGGCAAUGCAGGAUGAAGCAAUUGAAUCACGUAUUGCAGCGCUUAACUUAUUAGAUCUUGACCUAAAGCAUCUAGGUGUCUCUAUUGUAUAUGAUGAUAAUACCAAUUCAACAUUAACGGAUGCCAUUAAAGAAUCAGGGAAGCAGUUACAACUAUUGAAUAAAAUCAGAGGAGCUAAAGAAAAACUCAAAGUGCUUAUAAAAACACACGAAAUUAUUGCAGAGGCUAUUGAGUUACUUGCGAGUCAACAAGCUCAAUUAAAAAGGGAAGAGAAUGCUGAAGAGGUAGUGGAAGUUGUUCAACAAGAAAUGAAACAAGCUAUUUUAUCAACUACUACUGCAAAUGAUAAAGCAAUCACAAAACCUACUUCGUCAGUUAACGCAGACAUUUUAUUGCCCAUUUUGAUUUUUACCAUUGUAAAAUCAAAUCCAACUCAUCUCUUAUCCAAUCUUAAGUUUAUUCAACGCUAUCGUCGACCUGAUGAAUUGACUGGAAGAGCAGGUUAUUGUUUAACUAAUAUAUUAGCGGCUGUUUCAUUCUUGGAGACAACAAAUUUAGUUGGAUUGGGCUUAUCAGCAGACAAAGUAUUUAGUCAUAUUACAGAUUUGAAUGCAACGACUAAUAAAUCUACACAAGCUUCCUCAGUCACCAAGUCAAUGAUGAAAUCUCCAAAUCAACAACCAUCUAAUAAUUCUGGUCUAAAGAUGGUAUCUGAUGUAUUUGAUGGAUUAGACUUAGAAGGUAAUAAGACAGUUUCUGGUAUCAUGGAGCGAGUUAGAAAAGUGAGUGAUGCAGCUCAACCAAUUCUUAAAGAGGGUUUAAGUGAAUUAAAAGAAAUUACUACAAAGUCUUCUUCACCUUCCGUCAAUAAUAAGCUUACUACAAAACAUAGUAGUUCAUCAUCCUCCUUAUCUUCUUUACCAAGUUUUAUUGAAGAUCGUAAAAAUCGUACUAAACAGCAGAAGUCAACAGGAAUAGCGUUAAAUGAAGGCCCUAUAGUGAAAUUCUUGGAAAUGAAGUCAGUAGAUGAACUUAAAAUAGGAGAAGUGACAGAAUUAUUAGUAGAUUAUAAGCGAUUAGCUGCUAUUAUAAAACAAGCAGGACUUGCAUAG